Penicillium roqueforti is the source of this 3159-nucleotide messenger RNA. Its product is annotated as tetratricopeptide repeat protein. Bases 1 to 3159 code for a protein of 1052 amino acids. Gene Ontology annotation, molecular function: protein binding; ADP binding. The transcript has 10 exons. The record is from RefSeq and is a predicted model, not a curated record. Lineage: Eukaryota; Fungi; Ascomycota; Eurotiomycetes; Eurotiales; Aspergillaceae.
AUGAUUGCUCCCCUUUCGGUUGUCUACGACGGUGUCAGAAAGCCUGAGAUUGACCUUGUCUCAAUUCCGGGCCUUCCAACUAUCCAUCCUACGUACAAGUUGAAAGACCACACGAAAUGGCUUCGGGAAGUACUGAGCCAUCAGGUGCCCCAAGCGCGAAUCAUGGCAUUUCAGUAUGAUUUUGCAAAGGAUUCAAUGGAAGUCUCCUGGGCGGAACUAUUUCGAAAUGUUGAAUACCUACUAUACAGUUUGGUACAUCGGCGCGAGGGCACAGAAGACCGGCCUGUCUUAUUCAUCUGCUACAGCUUUGGGGCAAUCAUCCUCAAGAAGGCUUUGUUGAUCGCAAAGAAAACCCCGAUAUUCCGAAACAUUCUCGACAAGACCAGGGGUAUCAUAUUCCUUGGCUGUCUGAACGAUGAAUCAAAUCCACAAAUCGAGGAGCUAUGUCUUAAAUGCGCUGCGGUGGAGCUAGGAGUGAUCAUGAAGAACAAGAUGAUCGACACCCUGCGAAAAACGGACGAUUGGACAAUAAUUCGAGACGUGAUAGAGAGCUUCCGCGUUUUGAGAUGCCGGUUCCCGGUACGCAACCUCUACGAACUCAGGCCGACUAACAUUAUGAGCCGUACACUCGGAGUCAAGAAAGUAAAGCGAGAAAUGCUAUGCGAUUUACGGGUAUCGUCCUUAGGUUGGUCUGAUGAGGAUUGCGUGGGCAUUGAAAAGGAUCAUGGGGAACUCACAAUGUAUCCACUCAGAAGCGAUGAAGAUGGAUAUUUCGAGACAUUUAUGCGCACACUCACGAGAAUGAUCGAUGAGAUUGUCCCAAGGCCAACGCAACAAGCAUGGGAAAGAAAUGAUCCCGACGACGACCAAAACUGGCUUGUGAUGGAAGGAACUUCUAGCAACCGGUCUGCGAAUCUGGAGGCUGAUAUCACAAAGUCGAUGUUGUCGUAUAACGACUCAGCUUCAUUUCACACAUCACAUGGUACUCAUAUACCAUGUUAUGUCAUGACCCCGUUUGAAGAUAAUCCCAAUUUCGUUGGAAGAGAAAAAACUCUCACUGCCAUACACGAUGCCUUGGCCCCAGGUAGUCCUAGCGUCGGACAAAGGGUAUUCGCACUUACAGGCUUAGGCGGAAUGGGGAAAACCCAGACAGCAGUACGUUAUGCCUUUUCACAGAUGGAAGUGACCUACAAGAUUGUGCUAUGGGCACACGCAGACGGGCAGUCCAAACUUUCAGAGAGCUUCUCUCUUUUCGCUUCCGAGCUGGGUCUGGGAGAUGGAUUGACCCACGCAAAAGCCAAGCAAGCGGUCAAAGACUACCUCGCGAUUGUCGAUGUGGACUGGCUCAUGAUUUUUGACAAUGCUGAUGGUGAUGAUAAGACGGAACUGCUAGCAGAAUUUUGGCCCCGAGGUGACAAAGGGUCUAUACUAAUCACUAGCCGCGACAAAACUUUGACAAAUCGGUACCAUGGGAGAUUCUUAAAGGAGCUUCAUUCAAAAAACGCCGUGGAUCUUCUGCUGAAACUCACUGGAAUGCCCACCACUACCACAGAAGAGAGACUUGCAGCCCGCGAAAUUGUCAAGAGAGUAGGCUUCCUACCACUAGGAAUAAACCAGGCUGCAAAUUUGAUCAUAAAUCUCUCAUGCACUUUCUCCGAAUUCCUUGGAGCAUACGACUUGCAAGAGCUCAUUGAAGACUCGUCUGAUGUCCAGCUCAUAUCGGGGGGUUCUUACAAGUACUCGCUUCGAACGGUUUGGAACAUGAACUUCGAGAAGCUUAGUAGUGCGGACCAAGCUCUGCUGAAGAUGAUCUCGUUUCUUGACCCCGAUCGCAUUCAAAUGAAGUUGCUCCUGGAAGGAGGAGCAGAGAGCGCGAAUCCAAACCUGCACUUCAUUAAUACUUCUUACAAAGUGACCAAAUGCCGGGCAGGGCUUUUGCGCAGCUCUCUGAUCUCGCAAAAUGAACGAAAAGAUGAGCUUCAGAUGCAUCGUCUCGUACAAGCAUACUGCCAACUCAAAGUGUCACCAGAAGAAGCACAACAAAGUUUUGGCAAUGCAAUCUCGCUCGUGAAACAAGUCUGGCCAGUCCCGCCUCGAUCAGAGGUGCAUAAUCCAUCUUUAUGGGAGAGACAAAGAGCUCUUCUGCCACAUGUUCAAAAGUUAUACGUCGUGAAUUGGGACUUUCCUUCCGUGGUAUACGAGGCAAGCUGGUUCUGCUACGAGAGUGGGAUGCUAGAGUCUGUUUCAGACUUGCUGAAUCCCGCGAAGGAUUACUGUAUCCAACAUUUGGCUUCUGGAAGGGGUUAUCGCCUGUUGGCAGAUAUAUAUGGGUGCUUCGGAUCUCUAUGCACAGAGUCAAACCAAUUUCAAGGCGCCUACGAUAACUUCGCCACUGAAUGGAAAUAUCUCGAGAAAGCUUUCGAAGCAGGGGAGCUUGAAAGACCAAGUAUUUGGGAAGUCUUUGGUUUAGGGAGGCUUGGAAACGGGCACCAUGGGCUGCAUCAAUAUGCAGAAGCAGAAGCAUACUAUCGAAAGGCAUUGGCCGCCUGGGAAAAUCUUCCAGGUGAUAAGAAGCUCUGGCACAGUCAUCUUGCAACGUGUUUGUGGUUACAAGGUCGCCCAGAUGAAGGAGAGGUAGUCGUGCGAGGAGUCAUCAAAGACGAAAAUGACACAACCAAUUUCAGAACUGCAAUGGCAAUGUAUGCACUAGGCAAUAUUCAAAUUGCCCAAGCUACAGGUUUGACACUCGAAGGAAAGAAAAAGGACGCCGAAGAUAAGCUAGCUGAGGCAAUGAAUACCCAUGUCAAAGUACUCAAUUUGUGGACGAAGACAUUGGGACCAAGACACCACAAGACCUCGGAUGCAAUGUACAAGGUCGGCUGGCAUUUGCACAGACGCCAGGAAUAUGCCCAGGCAUUGGACAUGUUCGAGAGAGCGUUGGAUAUCUAUGAAAGUCAGCCGCAUCUAUACAAAAACGAAAUUGCCCGAACGAAAUACAAGAUAGGCUGCCUGAAGCAGGAUACACAGCAUCAUAGUGACGGUGCAGCUUUGAUCCGCGAAGCGGACCGAAUCAGACAGCAGAUAGUGCCGCCAGAAGACUGGGAGCCUGCGAAGUGCGAGGAGGACUUUGACAAUAUAGUCCAGUUCUGGACACGAUAA